Paramisgurnus dabryanus is the source of this 2981-nucleotide messenger RNA. RefSeq names its product family with sequence similarity 217 member Ba (gene fam217ba). The record is from RefSeq and is a predicted model, not a curated record. NCBI's taxonomy places the organism in Eukaryota, Metazoa, Chordata, Actinopteri, Cypriniformes, Cobitidae.
AGUUAUAAACGCUUACAUUACAUUUAUCGUCUUUAAUGUACAAUCCGCAUUGGCUGCGGAAAAAGUAACCCGACUGUUGCGUGUGUUAAUAAACAAUAAACUUCAAAUCCCAUCAUGCCAUGGGAGAUCACGACGACGACGUGAUACUUGAACAUACAAAGCAGCAGGUAAACAAGACUGAACGUGAUGCAUAGUAACAGCGGUUUCAACGCUUUUCGCUUGUCGUACGAUUUUGGAGAUGGGCAUAACCAAGAUACAAAGUUUUGCCAUACGCCUACACGAUCACAAAUGGGACAUUUUGGGGCACCGCUGAGAGCUUCACUUCAUAGUGUUUAUUAGGAUGGGACCUGUCAUGCAGGAACGAACUGCGACACUAAAGAGGCUGCCAGGCAAGGAGAAGGUUAGAAUGAAAAAUGCCGAAAACACGGGGAUUGUUGCCAGCAAUAAUAAGCUGGGAGGAAACGUGAACCAGAAUAAAAAACCUGCCAUGAAAAUAGUGACCUCUCAUCCAGAUAAGGAUACCUUUCCCAAAGCUGCCAUUGUCCAGAAUGGAAUCAAACCAAAGAAAGCUAAAAGUCCAACUGCUGGGACGUGCAAGUUGCGUGGUACACAGGUAGAGGUUCAACUAAGGCCUCCACGUCCCAAACUCUCAUGUACAGAGCGUAGACCGGAGCGGCAGAAGAUUCAGCUUGAGUCUCAAUGCUGUAGUGAGAUAACACAGAGCCAUGCGUCCUUGGAGAAGAGCAGGCGUGCUCUAUCACUGCCCUUGGCUCCACAUCCAAUGCUGCAUCCCAUCUCCCUGCAAAAACAUGUCCCAGACCUGGAUGCGCUCCGUCUCAUGGGACACAAGGAGGAUGACACAGACAGCGCCAGCGACCUGUCUGACUCCGAAAGACUCCCUGUCCUGCCCUCUCCUUGCACUCCUCCCCAGCUCAACCUCAGAGCAGAGGUGAUCAACACCUUGGACCUCCAUCCCAACAUACCCGGACCCGGAAUGUUGGAGAACCACGAUGAUGAUGGCUACGGCUACCCAGACUUCCUGCCACCUCCGUUCAAUACGUGGAGCCUGAGGCAGCUGGCCAUCUUCCUCAACACGGAGGGCAAACGUGCCCCCAGACCUAAACCUGUCGGGCAACUGGAGAAGUAUUUGGAGCGCCUUCUGCAGCUGGAAUGGCACCAGAUACAAACCAUUCAGACCGAGAGCGGGCGUCACACCACACCCCUCACCCAAACAAGACGUCAAGCUCCCAGGCCUCACACCGCACCCCCGACACGCCUUAGCUCCCCCAAAAGCCUUCGUCAGGGCCAACGGGCCUUCCCUCUGACCCCCGUCUCCACUGCGGGCAGCCCAUCAUCCACCCAAAUUUCUCGCCCUGUCUGCCCUCACUGCCAUAUCCGCUACCCGCUCUGCAACGGCAGCUGCUCUGUCUACGUCUACCAGCGACACUCCCGUCUCAGUCCCCUGCUUGAGCGCAAAACCAUGCCGGUCAACACCCAAAAGAGAAGCAGCAGCGAAAGCAGGGCAUCUGCCUCUGAAAAUCACACAACAUCCAAAAGUCAGCAUCCGAUCAGUCCUCAGGCAACAAAAGUUCACCAGAGGCACAUGCAGGCUGCCGGAAAUGCGCGCAGAGCCUCUCAAGAACUUAUCCCAAGCAAAUCCUACCCUUCUAGCAGAAAAGGGAAGACCGGAAUGUUAAAUGAGGUAGAAAGGCAGAAAGAUCAACCCAUUGGAGUGAAAUGUGGGGGUACUAACAGGCGAGUUGUUGCUGCUGUUAAACAUGAGGGUGGUGGUCCAGUGAAAAGAGCGGAUAGAGUCGAAACAGGGGAGCUGCGACUAAGAUCAGGCCCUAAAAGAACUGGGGCUGACAGCAGUAAUGCUAAAGCUGCAUCUGCCAAAAACGCAGGCAAAAUAAAAAAUGCUUAGAACACAAAGUAGUCAGUGCUUUAUUACUUUUAGGCUUAUUUUGUAGGGAUGCACCGAACACAAUUUCUGUGCUGAAACUAAUAAUCGAUUACUUAGAAUAAUAGAUACUGAUUAUAGGCUGAUAUAUCGAUGCAUCCUUAUUAUUUGGUUCCACAUGUACACUUGCUUUAGAAACUUUACAAUAUCACAUACUGUAAAGAAAAGAUAAUACUCCCACAAUUACAGGUGUAAGUCAAUGAAAAUCAUGCUUUUUUAUUGUCAAUGUUUACCAAGUGCAUUUCUUCAAGAAGAUAUAUUUAUUUUGUCUGCCUAAGCACUUGCAAGCAGGUUAACUUGCGCACAAAUCCUCUUUAAAUUUGAGGUAUACCUAAAUGUCUGCAUGUACAUAUCUCUGAUUUAAUGGAGGUAUGGUUAAGAAUGUCAGUUUAAGGUGUUUUGACUAGUAAGCAUUAUUGGUCAAAGAAUGUAUAUUUUUAAGAUAAAUAUUGAUUGCUUUGUAAUGGCUAUGUGUAUUUUUCUAAUGUGCUAUUUGUUAUUUAUAUAAUAAUUUAUUAUGUAUUUAUCACAAUGUCCUUUGUUUACUUUAAUCAUGUUUAAGUAAAAAUAUAAUUAUUUCUAGCUUUUGAACAUAUUGCUUAUGUUUGCAAUGAGUUGGAUGUGGUGGAAUUGUGAUGUUAGGAUUGCUUAUGGUCAUUUAUGUUGGUAGUUCUGUGGUGAAGUUUGUGUUGGGGUUGGACCAGAGCUACUGUAUAAACUUAAGAUAUUAUGGUCAAGGUUGUCCAUAUUCAUAUGCUUAUUUUUCAUGUUAUUAUAUUGACCAUUGUGUCUUUAAAUAUAGCUUGAUUUGAUUUUAGGAAUAAUAAUGAUAGUGUGUUUGUAGUUUUAUACAUACUGUAUAUGUCCAGUAUGGGGUUUGUAUUAUUCCCUCAUCAGGCAAAAAGAAAAACAAAGUCAAAUUUUGCUCUUUGGUCUUUGUCAGAUUGUGCUUUUAUUUUGGUAUAAGUUUAAUGCAGCUAUUUUUAUGAGAUACAAAUAAACAGUUUCCAUUACAUCAUCA